AUGCACAUUGUCGAUAACAUAAUAUAUUCUAUUUGGGAUAAUCGCAAUCAAAUAUUAUUGGGUGCUUUCGAUCUCACUAAGAACACCAAUUACGAAAGGCGUUACACAGCCGAAAAUAUAAUUUUGCACCAAAAUUUUGAUCUAGAAGAGUUGUUUAAUGAUAUAGCACUUAUCGAAUUGGAUAAAGUGUUCAUUCCAAAUAGGGAAGGACGGAUCAAUUUUGCUUGUUUACCAACUUUCAAUGAAUCUUGCAAUGAAUACCAUGGUUAUGAGGGCUACAUUGCCGGUUGGGGAAAAUAUCGGAAUAAUAAUUUUUUAUCCUCUACCUCCAAUACAUUGAGAAAGGCUACUGUACCUAUUGUCAACAACACUGAAUGUAGAAAGAUGUACAAUAACGAGAACUUUCAAACAUCUUAUAUAUGCGCCGGUUAUUUACGAGGCAAAAAGGAUAGUUGCGCUGGUGAUUCUGGAGGUCCACUGGUAGUUAAAGUUAAAAACAACAACAAUGAAUCGAUUUUCAAGCAGAUUGGCGUGGCAUCUUGGGGUUAUGAGUGUGGCGAGCCCUUAAGGCCUGGGGUUUAUACAUGUCUUACAUCUUAUCUUAGCUGGAUAAAUUCUAAAAUUAAUCCUAAGAUAGCUAAAUACAAACGAGAUUACAAGCAACAAAACUCGAUAAUAUAA
Gordionus sp. m RMFG-2023 is the source of this 681-nucleotide messenger RNA. Its product is annotated as trypsin-1-like. The coding region runs from base 1 to 681 and encodes 226 amino acids. Gene Ontology annotation, molecular function: serine-type endopeptidase activity. NCBI's taxonomy places the organism in Eukaryota, Metazoa, Nematomorpha, Gordioida, Chordodea, Parachordodidae. The transcript has 5 exons. The record is from RefSeq and is a predicted model, not a curated record. Gene Ontology annotation, biological process: proteolysis.